Molecule: messenger RNA, 773 nt
Organism: Arachis ipaensis
Lineage: Eukaryota; Viridiplantae; Streptophyta; Magnoliopsida; Fabales; Fabaceae
Source: RefSeq, a predicted model, not a curated record
AUGAAAAUCACGUUCUCCUCGACGGCGUCUUCAUUUUACAAAACACCCUAUCCUUCAUCGACGCUGCAUCUCACCGAUUCGCUCCUAAUCCUUCAUCAUCCGCGCCUUUCGCUCCUUCACCGCCGUUCCCGAAGCUCCAUCACACCCCUUCCCCAAUCUCUCUCUUUCAGUUUCGAUGCCGAUGAAUUUCGCUACCUUCUCCAUGCCGUUUUCUGUCGCUGCUCGCUAAAGCUUGUCAGUGUCGUCGCCGCCGCUUCUACUUCUUCUUCUCGUCGCCGUUGGUUUAGUGAUUUGGUUGUAGCUUCUCCUGUGGAGGAUUACUUUUUAUACAUUGAUGAUCUGAAAAAUCCUGAUAAGGAAGAAGCUGAGAAAAUUACACAACCAAAUUUAGAUGCUCUUGGUGAAGACUAUUCUGUUUGUUGCCAAGGAACUGCUUUUUUUCCUUUGCAAAGCUGCAUGAACCAUUCCUGUAGUCCUAAUGCCAAAGCCUUCAAGAGAGACGAGGAUAGAGAUGGCCAAGCAACCAUAAUCGCAGUAAGGCCGAUUCGAAAAGGAGAAGAGCAACAGGUUUCAGCAUGUAUGUUGACUGGAGAAUGGCUUUGGUAGCUUGGGCUGUGAUGCCUUGCCACUUCAUAGACAGUCUCAUUCAAGCAAAGUCUGCCAAAGGCUUUUCAGGUGACUAUGCUGCUUCCCAUUUUGAGCUUGUUGCUCUUGCAUCUGAGUCUUCCGCCAAUAUAAGGACUAUAGCGUCAUUUUUCCAUGAAGAACAUGUA